Molecule: messenger RNA, 710 nt
Organism: Triticum aestivum (bread wheat)
Lineage: Eukaryota; Viridiplantae; Streptophyta; Magnoliopsida; Poales; Poaceae
Product: GTP-binding protein YPTM2-like
Exons: 5
Coding region: 90-434 (114 amino acids)
Molecular function (GO): GTP binding; GTPase activity
Source: RefSeq, a predicted model, not a curated record
AAUCUGGGACACUGCUGGGCAAGAACGCUUCAGAACUAUUUACUAGCGGCUACUAUCGAGGGGCUCACGGGAUCAUUAUUGUCUAUGACAUGACAGACCAGGACAGCUUCAACAAUGUGAAGCAGUGGUUGAACGAGAUUGAUCGCUAUGCUAGUGAGAAUGUUAACAAGCUUCUUGUAGGGAACAAAUCUGAUCUCACUGACAAAAGAGUUGUAUCAUAUGAGACAGUGAAGGCAUUUGCUGAUGAGAUUGGCAUCCCAUUCAUGGAGACCAGUGCAAAGAAUACCUUGAACGUUGAGCAGGCUUUCAUGGCUAUGUCUGCUUCAAUCAAGGACAGGAUGGCGAGCCAGCCGGCUGCAAACAGCGCUCGCCCAGCGACGGUGCAGAUACGCGGGCAACCUGUCGAACAGAAGACGAGCUGCUGCUCUUCUUGAAAUGCAGGCAGCCGUCAUCCGUGUUACCCAAAUGGAGACGCAAACUUGGCCGCGCCAUCCUUGAGUCCAUGCUUCUACAUAGGCCUACUACAUCUUACACCUUCAUUCCAUUCUUUCUAGUGUACUUAUUAGCUCUUGAAUCGUUGGACUUGUAACACCGGACGGAGUUUGGAGACAGUAUCUUCUUCUAGUUGUGUAUCUUGAAUGGUUAUAUGUUACGAUUUGCAGCUGUUGCUUUUCUUCCCUAAAUUUAAGGCGAUUUCUACUUUUACUUGA